AUGGAAUCUCUGAUGCAUGACAUAAAAACUUGGAUGACAAAGAACAUGGUGAAGCUCAAUGAUGAUAAAACAAAGUUCCUGGUUUUGACAGGUCCUCGUCGAGACUGCUCUGAUUUUCCUUGCUUGUCAAUCGAAAACGAAAGUAUUGUUAAAUCAGAAUCAGUAACUCUCUUAGUAGUAGAACUUGAUGACAAGCUUACCUUAAAGAGUCAUGUUCGUAAUGUUGCGAAAAGUUGUUUUUUCAAGCUCCGCAAUAUGCGUAAGAUUAGAAAAUGUAUUACUGAAGAUGCAGCAAAAAUAAUGGUACACAGUAUGAUUACAUCAAGGCUUGACUAUUGUAAUGCUAUUCUAUAUGGGUUACCAAAUUGUUACUUGGACAGGUUAUAUAGUGUGCAAAAGCUGGCUGCACGAUUAAUCACAGGAACAAGAAAGUACGACCAUAUUACACCGGUAUUGGAAAGACUCCACUGGUUACCAGUGAAAAAGAGAAUAGAGUACAAAAUUCUGUUACUUGUGUUUAAAUGUCUCCAAGGAACUGCACCAGAGUACUUUUCUGAACUGUUAAAAAAGCGUGAAAACAAAGGCACUAGAGCAGAUGACAAAAACCUUUUGGUUAUUCCUAGGUUUAAGAAGGUUACCCAAGGUGGACGAUGUUUUGGAAGAUCUGGCCCAACACUAUGGAACAAUUUACCAGACAGCUUGAGACUUGAGACGAGUUUUAGCAUUUAUAAAAGACGUUUAAAAACGCACUUUUUUGAACUUUCUUAUAAGUAA
This is a messenger RNA of Paramuricea clavata, 774 nucleotides long. The record is from the annotation of a GenBank genome assembly. Lineage: Eukaryota; Metazoa; Cnidaria; Anthozoa; Malacalcyonacea; Plexauridae.